AUGGAAGACAACAGCAAUUCAAAAUCUCCUCUCAAGGUUUCUACAAUGACCAACGACCAGGUAGAAGCAGCAGACGCAUUUGGUGUCGGUGAAGUUACUUUUGCUACUGACGGCACGGAGCUCCCUUCUAAAGCGCAAGAAGCGGAAUUCGCGGCAAUUUUGAAUGAUGCUAUAAAUCAUCGACGAUUGAGACCCAGUCAAAUCCAGUUUGCUGCCAUUGCCGGUUCAAUAGGGGCUGCUCUAUUCGUGGCUAUCGGCAGUGGAGUGUUGUCUGGACCUCUUUGUUUGCUCCUUGGCUUCAUUUUUUGGGCUUCCGUUGUGUUUUGUGUUGCUCAAUGUCAGACCGAGAUCAUCACCCUUUUCCCUCUGGAUGGUUCCUUCAUUCGGUUGGCGGGGCGCAUGGUCGACCCAGCUCUCGGUGUUGCAGUUGGUUGGAAUUAUUUUUUCUGUCAAACUUCGUACGUUAUGUUCGAAGCCACUGUCAUCAAUACCCUUGUUGAGUAUUGGGGCUACAAUCAAUCUCCUGCCAUCCUUAUUUCAGACCUAUUUGGCGAAGCAGAAUUGAUGUUAGGUGGCAACCCACUUCAUGAUCGUUUCGGAUUUCGUUACUGGAAAGACCCCGGUUUUUGGGCUGGAAGUAACCCAUCUGCCCGCUUGGAGUCAUUCAUAAAUGCCAUCAAUGUGGCCGGUUUCUGUAUCGGGGGUCCCGAGUAUAUCUCAAUCAUUGCUGGAGAGGCUCGAGAUCCCCGCAGAACAAUGCCACGAGCUUUCAGCAGUCUCAUGUUUCGACUACUGGUUUUCUUUAUUGGCGGAUCAUUCUGUGUCGGUGUACUCAUUCCAUACAAUGAUAAGACCCUAACUGAUGGCUCGAACACCUAUGCCGGCGGUUCCCCAUAUGUCAUCUCCAUGGAACGUCUACAAAUUCCGAUUUUGCCGUCUAUCGUCAAUGCAGGACUCAUCACAACUAUUAUCUCUGGUGGAAACGCAUAUACGUUCGGCGCUUCAAGAUCACUUCAUGCGUUGGCCCUCGAUGGACAGGCGCCCAAGUUUCUACGCAGAUUAAACAAGAAAGGAGUGCCUUACAUGGCUGUAAUUGUGGUUCUGCUCCUGGGUUGCCUUGCUUAUCUUUCUGUAAGCGCAGGCACGGCCAAGGUGGUAAACUGGAUUCUGAACUUUUGUACUGCUGCAACUAUGUUCAAUUGGACUGUGAUGUCUUUUACAUGGAUACGAUUCAACGCGGCAAUUAAGGCUCAAGGCAUUGACAGGAAUUCUUUUCUACCUAAAGUCUCCAAAUACCAGCCUCUGGCGGGUUACUGGGCUUUAUUCUGGGCCUUUUUGUUCCUAUGGGUCCAAGGCUACGCCGUCUUCACGAAAGGUAACUGGGAAGUAUCCACUUUCAUCUUCAACUACGGCAUAAUUGCUUUCGCUGGUGCCAUCGGAAUUGUCUGGAAAGUUGUUAAGCGAACCCGAUUCUACAGAAGCACCGAGGUCGAUUUGCGAUCCGGCUUGGAAUUGUUCGAUGUUUUGACAGAGCACUACCAACAGGAGCGUGAGAAUGUACCCUCUUCCCUCAAGGAGAGGAUAAUUGACAAACUAUUUUGA
Messenger RNA from Talaromyces atroroseus, 1602 nucleotides. RefSeq lists its product as hypothetical. Lineage: Eukaryota; Fungi; Ascomycota; Eurotiomycetes; Eurotiales; Trichocomaceae. Gene Ontology annotation, cellular component: membrane. The transcript is spliced from 17 exons. Gene Ontology annotation, molecular function: amino acid transmembrane transporter activity. Gene Ontology annotation, biological process: amino acid transmembrane transport. The record is from RefSeq and is a predicted model, not a curated record. Bases 1 to 1602 code for a protein of 533 amino acids.